Messenger RNA from Rana temporaria (common frog), 1831 nucleotides. RefSeq names its product V-set immunoregulatory receptor (gene VSIR). The transcript is spliced from 7 exons. The record is from RefSeq and is a predicted model, not a curated record. Gene Ontology annotation, cellular component: plasma membrane. Gene Ontology annotation, biological process: regulation of immune response; negative regulation of CD4-positive, alpha-beta T cell proliferation; positive regulation of regulatory T cell differentiation. Lineage: Eukaryota; Metazoa; Chordata; Amphibia; Anura; Ranidae. Bases 89 to 949 code for a protein of 286 amino acids.
GUGUUGUACAAGUCGUGUGUCUCGUCAUUAGAAGUGCUGGAAGAGGCAUGAAAAGCCCCGCAGUCUGCAGCGCGCAGUGUUGGCAAAGAUGGAUUUGUCCCGGAGGUCUCCGGCUCCCACCUGUGAUAGAUGGCAGUGCUGGAUCGUGCUGUGCCUCUGCCUGGCACUCCACCAAGAUGGGACAGAUGCAUUCUCCGUUCUUGCACCACACUCAAAGUACAUUUGCCCAGAAGGACAUGAUGUGAACCUCACGUGCUCUAUCAGAGGACACCGUAGCCAUCCACAUGAUCUAUUAACUGUACAUUGGGUUUUCACCAAAGACAGAAACCAAGACUGCACCGAGGAAAAACAUGCAACGAAUACAACAGACAACCACCAUCAAAAAACACACAAAGGAUCCCAUUUCUCCAAUGGAGUGUUCUAUAGAACUCUUUUUAACGUCACACAAUCAGACAAUGGUGGAUAUUGUUGUUUCCUUCAUGAAACAAAUAAGAAGCAUAUGAUACAUCAGGCACACAGCUAUAUGGAACUUCAGGUCAAAACAGAUAAUCCGGAUCUUAAGACCUGUUCACUUCUCUCAUCUGAAAAGGACAGUGAUGGUACAACAGCAGCUGCAGUGGCCAUUGUGGCUUGUAUUGUUGGAAUCCUGUGCAUGCCUCUCAUACUAAUAUUAAUCUAUAAACAAAGAAAAGCAGUGACUGCCAGAAGAGCACAGGAGUUGGUGAGAAUGGACAGUGAAGCACAAGGUAUUGAAAAUCCUGUCUUUGAAGAUCCCCCUGCUGCAAACCCAGAACAGAGGCCCCGGCUUAUUUUCAUGUCUAGCCGCCAGCAAUCAGACUCAGGUCGCCAUCUGCUUUCUGAACCCAACACUCCCCUCUCUCCCCCUGGACCCAAUGAUGUCUUCUUCCCAUGUCUUGAGCCAGUGCCAGAUUCUCCAGAUCCUGUGUAAACGAAGAUUUUGGAGCAUGACUGAAGGUUUGAAGAGAAAAGCAAUAUCUGAAAGACUUAUCUAAAGCCUAAAAACGGUGCCGUCUGUGGCACUGGCAGAACACCAUCCAUGCAGGAAAAAAGAAAACGUUGUGAAAGGAUUACCAAAACUGGACUGACAAUCCUGAAUACAAUUCCUGUGCCAAUAGAGACUUGGAUGAAGUCAUAAACUGGAUUUCUGCACUGUUUAAUAAUGUCAUAUAUUGACUGGUGGCAACUAAUGUAACUCAGAAUGUAUCAUCAGGCUCUCUCGAUCACAAGUACGUUUUGAGUACAACGGUAUAGAGUACGUCUCUGGGCUGUAGAAUGUAUAUAGCAUCAAGUACUACGACAUUUAGUCUGCUCGAGAAAAUCUCUCAUUUCUGUUUUUUAAAGCUGAACUGCAGGCAGCUAUAAUAGAUGCACAUGAAUGCAGCUCUGAAGUCAUUUAAUGUGUUUUUAAAUGCAAGCAAUGAAAGUACCCGGGCUUGACUUGGUAGCCAUUUCUUGCAUUCUACUGUACAGUCUGUACAGCACAUCUCUAGUAGGGGGGUGGGGAAGCAGCACAAGAGAAAGUCUGUGUACUGCAGAAAAAAAAGAAGGCUGAUAGAGGGAGAAAGCAGAGUGAUGAGCUCAUCAACCUGCUCCUUCUCCUUCCAUUGACCAGUUACAGAGUGGAAAUAGGGAAGAAAAUUGUAUGGUAUAGUGAAAAACCAGCAGACAUCAGAUUCCCUCACCUGCUAAACAGAACUGUGCUGGAAGGACAGACAUACAAAUCUCUAGUUAGGUAAAAUUAUUCUCGUUUCAUCUGUGUAUUUAUCUGUUUGCCUUAAGUUCAGGUUUAAUUAAAGUGUUACUAAACCCA